GUUGUCCGCAUUUCCAUGACAGGCUUAGCAAGCAACAACGUCGAUCUAUUAUAAACAGUGUUAACUAUUUCACAACCGGCUUGUAACUAUCACAUGUAUGAAGGAAUUAACGUUUACACAUCAAAAACACGUAAUCUUCUGCACAGCAUUUUGAGAGUCGGAAAUGGUCAAGCAAACACAGAACGAUAUAUUGGAUAUGUUGAUUGGAUCCGGCUCCGAUUUGAGUGAAUUUCUUACCCCCGAAGGUGACGUCAUUGGAUUUUCUGCUUAUAGACCAAUGGACCCUACCAUGGAUUUCCUUGACGACAAUAUCGUAGACCCGCUGAAUGUCGCUCUCUGCCAAGAUAUCCAGGAAAUACCGGAACCUUCCGCCGAAAUAGAGGUCGAACAGCUCCAAUUUACAUUUGACCCUUCAGAAACCUCGAUCGAACUCCUGAAACUGAUAGCAAGUACCUCUGGUACCGAAGACAAUAUGUCCCCGCUAGAUCAAAUAUCGGAGUUAAAUGAAUAUGAAGAGGAAACGGAAGGGGAUGAAGUGGUGUCUCCACUUGUGAAGGCUGAGAUAAAGAACCGGAUCCGGAAACGCAGACAGGUAGAGGGGAAGGAAGAACUUACAGAACUGUUUGUUGAACCGGAACCAGAACAGUUAACUGAGGAGGAAGAGAAAAAGAGGAUAGAGCGACGAGAGAAAAACAAGUUGGCUGCACAGAAAUGCAGAAGCAAGAAGAGGAAGGUUGCGGAUUGCCUUGAAGAGGAAACCGAGAAGUUGGAGGAAAAGCAAGAAAGGCUUAAAGAUGAAGUACGACGCCUGCGCGAUGAACGAGACCACCUGAUGGAGUUAGUCAAGGUCCAUUCUUCAGUUUGUCCAAAAAUGAAAUGCUCGAAGUGAACAUGAUCAGUUGACAAUUGAAUCCCACCAAACAUUGAGGCAAUCUCAUGCUUCAGAAUCGGAGACAUGUUGUAGCUUUCCAGAACUGACAGUAAUUUGCCGCAUGUCGUUCUUGCGAGAGUUAUACUUUGUUUCCUGAAAUGGUGCUCCAGUCCGACGAGGUGACGUCAUCAUGGCGCAUGAGCAAAAAAUGCUACCAUUUACUGUUCCCUCGUUCUGGAUAGAUCUGUUUACUGGAAGUCGAGAUCUGCACAGACUGAUUCAGUCUGUUUUUGAUCACACACGUUUGUACUAACAAUGGCAUCUGUUGACCUGAGGCACUAGCUUCUUUUACAAAGUUUUUGUUUUGAAAUCAGGAUUUGUCACUGACACAAAAAUGGCAGCUCCACGUGUGUGAUUUUAUAUGGUAGUUACCAAAGGCUGGUCACCCUUGGUAGACGUCGGAACAACACAACAAACAUUCAGACCUGUUUAGAAGGUAUUUUAGAAUGUUAAUGGCGUAUGGUUUAUUAUCUUCAUGACAAAGCUCAUCACAACUUGAUCACCUUGCUAAAGAUUAUUUUCAUGUCAUACUCAACAGAGAACAAAAAUGUUCUGACCAUUGAACUAUAAGAUAUAUAUGAUUAUCUAUGUAUAUUUCCGUAUGAUAUUUCUAAUUAUGCCAGUUUGAUUCAAGGGUAUUCUUAAGAUACUCCGAAAAAGAAUAGAAACUGAUUAACUAUUUUGUCGGCCACUGAAAUAAUCAUGAGCAUGGUGUUGUCAUAGUUAUAAGUUACCAUAGUGAUGUCAGACGCGUGUUCUCACUGUAACUGGUACUGUGUGUUGUCGGAUGAUUCUAUAAGAUAUUGUGUUGGAUGUCAUCAUAUCGGUGGACUCGUAAAGAGUUACACGUAAAUCACGGAUACAUGACGUAUGUGUGUAUAGUCAAUUAACAGUGUCCAAUGUCCUCAAGUGUGUGUGAUGUGAACAUGUGUGCCAACUCAUUUGUUGUCUGUUGUUUAGUUGGUAUCAAGUAUUAGAACUCAUUAAUAUUUAUAAAAUAGUCAUGUUAUCAAUAUUUUUCAUAUUAAAAUGUAAAAU
Molecule: messenger RNA, 1969 nt
Organism: Pecten maximus
Lineage: Eukaryota; Metazoa; Mollusca; Bivalvia; Pectinida; Pectinidae
Product: basic leucine zipper (bZIP) transcription factor atfB-like
Exons: 5
Coding region: 164-889 (241 amino acids)
Biological process (GO): regulation of transcription by RNA polymerase II
Cellular component (GO): nucleus
Molecular function (GO): RNA polymerase II cis-regulatory region sequence-specific DNA binding; DNA-binding transcription factor activity, RNA polymerase II-specific
Source: RefSeq, a predicted model, not a curated record